UCCCCGCAAUGCGUCACCCAACUGAUCCCUCGUGGAACCAUGUCGACCGUUAAUAGUGGCGCGAAUUGAGCCCGUCGCUGUCCGUUUCCUGAACUCGCCUGCCUUCGUCGUCGUCUCUGGCGCCUAAGUCGUCAUCUCAACCGCAGUGCUACAUGGGAAGCGAGGAAACCACCACCAUCCUCAUCCUCAACUGUGCGAAAUGGUGUCCAUUUGAUUCUCCGAGCACAAGCAGAGCAAGCAGGGGAAUUGAGGUAAGCGUCGAUGAGCAUGGACGAUCACCUGCCGUAACUGUGCAGGCGCCGUCACGGCCGGACGCCUUGAAGCCUUUCUGUUUGAUGCUCUAGCCGCCAUGGGGGCGUCUUCCGUGGCUACGACUCGCCGCCCCUCCAAGGCCUCCUUCUCUUGCCUCUCUCGCGUCCUCGUCGUUCUCGCCGCCGCCGUCGCCCUCCUCGUUGUUUUCUACGGCGUCUAUACCACUUACUCAUCCAACUUCUCCUCCCCCGUCGUGGAUUCUCGCUCCCGCGUCCCGCCGAGGCACCGCGGCCGCCUUCCGGACGCCACCUUCUACGACGACCCCUCCCUCUCCUACGCCAUCGACCGCCCGGUCGCCGACUGGGACGCGAAGCGCCGGGAGUGGCGCCGCCUGAACCCCCACCUCGCCGGCGACGGCCAGCGGAUCCUGAUGGUGAGCGGGUCCCAGCCGGGCCCGUGCCGCAAUCCGGUGGGGGACCACCUCUUGCUGCGCCUGUUCAAGAACAAGGCCGACUACUGCCGCCGCCAUGGCAUCGAGUUGUUCUACAACACGGCGCUGCUCCACCCGAAGAUGGGCUCCUACUGGGCCAAAAUUCCUGCGAUCCGGGCGGCCAUGCUGGCCCACCCGGAGGCUGAGUGGGUCUGGUGGGUCGACUCCGAUGCGGCCUUCACGGACAUGGACUCGGAGCUGCCGAUGGGCCGCUACCGGUUCCAUAACAUGGUGCUGCAUGGCUGGGCCCACCUUGUCUACGAGAAGCGUAGCUGGGUCAGCCUCAACGCCGGCGUCUUCCUCAUUCGCAACUGCCAAUGGUCGCUCGACUUCAUGGCGGAGUGGGCCUCCAUGAGCCCUAUUUCCCCCGACUACGCUAGAUGGGGCAAGAUCCUCAAGGAAGAGCUCAACGACAAGUUGUAUAACGAAUCGGACGACCAAUCGGCGCUCGUCUACAUCCUCCUGAAGCAGAAGGAGCGAUGGGGCGACAAGAUCUACCUCGAGAGCGAGUUUGAAUUAGAGAGCUACUGGCUGAAGACGCUGGGGCGGCUGGAGGAGUUCGCGGGGGCGUAUGCGGCGGUGGAGCGGCAGGAGGAAGGGAUGCGGCGGAGGCACGCGGAGCCGGCGAGCAGGGCCUACGGGCGGAUGCGGGAGAAGCGCAUGAUGGGGGUGGAGAAGCUUCGGCGGCCGCUGAUCACACACUUCACCGGGUGCCAGCCAUGCAGCGGAGACCUCAACAAGAUGUACACUGCGGAGAGCUGCUGGGAAGGGAUGCAGAGGGCGUUGCACUUCGCCGACGACCAGGUGCUCCGUGACUACGGCUUCCGCCACGCCAACCUCCUCACCGCCGACGUCAUCCCGCUGCCCUUCGAUUACCCUGCGGCCACGAGCUAAACAAAAACGUGGCACAGGUGAAGAAGGAAGAUGUGCCGUCGUUCCGGUGUAAACACAAGUGAGGUUACAACUUCAGACGUAAAGAGAUGAAUUGGGCCGGAGAGGUUUUAGUCCAGAGAGGGUUGUUGUGGGUUAGACUUGAAAUGGGCUUCCUAUUGUUCCCAUGUUCAGUUGAUUAAAGACGAUAGACUUAUUACAAUAAGAUGAGAUCAAUUAUUG
Molecule: messenger RNA, 1855 nt
Organism: Zingiber officinale
Lineage: Eukaryota; Viridiplantae; Streptophyta; Magnoliopsida; Zingiberales; Zingiberaceae
Product: probable glycosyltransferase 7
Exons: 2
Coding region: 350-1636 (428 amino acids)
Cellular component (GO): trans-Golgi network; endosome; membrane
Molecular function (GO): galactosyltransferase activity
Source: RefSeq, a predicted model, not a curated record